UGAAAAGUGGAGUACAUAUAGGGAAGAUAAUCCACGUCAGGCUCAAUUUGUCAAGGAGAAGAUUGUGAAUGAUCUGUGGUGGGAUAAAGUGCGCUAUUUUCUUAGUUUCGCUGAGCCUGUCUAUACUAUGAUACGAGCAGCUGGUACUGACAAGCCAUGCCUCCAUUUGAUGUAUGAGAUGUGGGACACAAUGAUAGAGAAGGUGAAUAGUGUGAUCUAUCGUCAUGAAAUAAAAGAGUCACAUGAAGAAUCUAUCUUCUACUCUGCUGUGCAUGACAUCUUGGUGAGUCGAUGGAGAAAAAGCAACACACCCUUGCACUGCUUGGCACACUCACUAAAUCCGAAGUAUUACACUGAUGCAUGGAUCAAUGAGGUCCCCAACGGACAAGCUCCUCAUAAUGAUGAGGAAAUUUCAGAGAUGAGAAAUGCUUGUUUCAGGAGUUAUUUUUCUGGUGAAGAAUUAAAGAUUAAGUUACAAUAUGCUAAUUUCUCUUUGUUUGGAACUGGAUUCAAUUCAUUUGACUCAAUUGAGGAUAGAGGUUAUAUGGAACCAAAACUGUGGUGGAGAAUUCAUGGCCAUUCUGCUCCAGAAUUGAAAAGGUUGGCACUUAAAUUACUUGGACAGCCAGCAUCAUCCUCCUGUGCUGAGAGAAAUUGGAGUACAUAUGGGCUGAUCCAUAGUUCAUUGGAAAAUAGGCUAAAUCCUGGACGUGCUGAGGAUUUGGUUUUCACACACCAAAAUUUGCAUCUUCUUUCUAGAAAAACUGAUGAAUACCGCUGGUGCAGUGGUCCAUCAGCAAUGUGGGAUGUUGGAGCUGACACUUUUGAAGCUGAUUUUGAGGGUGGUGCUGGUUUUCUUGAGCAAGCUGAUCUGCUCUCGAUGAGCCAGAACUUGAAGAAAAAUUGUUUGAAGAUCUUGGGGCAUUGGAUUUAG
Zea mays is the source of this 934-nucleotide messenger RNA. RefSeq lists its product as uncharacterized. NCBI's taxonomy places the organism in Eukaryota, Viridiplantae, Streptophyta, Magnoliopsida, Poales, Poaceae. Gene Ontology annotation, molecular function: protein dimerization activity. The record is from RefSeq and is a predicted model, not a curated record.